ACACUCACCUCUGAUGCCAUUUAAGGGCAGUCUGGCUUCACUUGCGGCCAGAUCUCAAGCACCUUGUUGGAUUAAAUCUACAGAGCUGUAGUGAGAGUGACUGGUUGAGUUUAGAGGGAGACAGAAGUGCAUGGUGAGGAGCACAGCCAUGCAAUAUCAGCACCCCACAUCCUCAGCAAUGAGCCUCGGUGUCCCCCUUUAUGCCCCCACACCCCUGCCGGCGGUGCACCCUACUCCCUUCUAUAUUGAUGACAUUUUGGGAAGGAACUCAGCAUCAAGUGGGAGCCCAGCUGUGCCAACACCGACUCUACCAUCUCCUAAUUCUUCAUUCACCAGCUUGGUCACUACUUACAGGACCCCCAUCUAUGAGCCAACACCUAUCCACCACCCUGCCUUCUCUCACCCAGCUGCCCUAGCAGCCACCUAUGGAGCCAGCACUUUCCAAAGUCCCCUGUACCAAUUUACCAGGCCUAUGGGUGAAUACACUCAUGCCCUCAUCAGACAUGACCCAUUAGGUAAACCUCUCCUAUGGAGCCCUUUCAUACAGAGACCACUACAUAAAAGGAAAGGUGGCCAAGUGCGGUUUUCAAACGAUCAGACCAUUGAAUUGGAAAAAAAAUUUGAAACACAGAAAUACCUCUCACCCCCAGAGAGGAAAAGGCUGGCAAAAAUGCUGCAACUAAGUGAGAGACAGGUCAAAACCUGGUUUCAGAACAGAAGAGCCAAAUGGAGACGCUUGAAACAGGAGAACCCCCAGGGGAAUAAAAAAGAAGAAACUGAAAGUUUAGAGAUUGGCUGUGAAGAGACAUCUGAAUUAUGUUUGAGCACAGAGAAGAAAACGAAAGAUUCCUCUAUAGAUGGGUCACACUGUUCAUCCUCCACCUCCCCAAACUCACAACAAGAUAACCUUGAUUCUGAAAUAUCUGAUGACUCUGACCAGGAAGUAGAUAUUGAGGGGGACAAAGGAUACUAUAAAUGCACACACUGAUGUCGGUGUGAUAAUAGGACUUGUAUUCAGCUUGCACUUUAAGAGAAGCUGGAGCUAUGUACCCCACUAAUUAUAAAUGGGGUAAGGACCCAAAAUGGAUGUAUUUUUGUACAGCAUAUUGACUGUAAUGUAUAUAACAAUUAGCCAAACCAUGGCCAAACAGACUGGAUAUUUACAUGAAAUAUUAUUUGGAUAUUUCGCAUAUUUACUAAUAACUGUUAAAUAUCAUAAAAACAAGCAAGCGAGUGAGUCCACAUUAACCCACUAACUGCCAGAGACGGCUGCAGUUGUAUUGUGCAUUAAACACCACUGUACUGAAAAAGGUUCUGGAAGCCAAGGGGUUAAUACGAGCAACACUGAGCUGCAAAGACAGCUUUAAUUAUCCAAAAGCUUUAUAUUGACCAUUAUUUCUUAUUAAUUGGUUUUAUUUGUAAUAAAUGACAAUAGACCUAUAAAAAUAUAAUGAAUUUGUGUGGCCUUUAUUAAAAAGCAUCAUGUAGAUAUUAAAGUUUAAUAUCAGUUCCCAUGUUCAUAUUUUUGAUGUACAUAGUAUUCUCCUUAAAUUAAUUUUGAAACUUGUGAAAAAACAAAUAUUUUGGGGAAUUUAAUUUAUACCAGGAGCUGUCAGUAGGAUUUUUUUUAAUAACAGCACAUUAUCUGUACUUUUUUCUAUUGUGCAUAUGUAAUAUAUUUCCGUUUGUAAAGUUAGAAUGAUUUCAUACCUCAUCUUUCUUUGUAUGAAUUGUAAAUAUGAUGACUUCAUUGUUUAAUUGGAAAUAUUUAAUUUUUUUGAGGAUUUUUGAUGAUAAAAUGUGGAAUAAAAUCAAACAUUAUAUACAUAGACAAA
Bombina bombina (fire-bellied toad) is the source of this 1835-nucleotide messenger RNA. RefSeq names its product hematopoietically expressed homeobox (gene HHEX). Bases 131 to 988 code for a protein of 285 amino acids. Gene Ontology annotation, molecular function: DNA-binding transcription factor activity, RNA polymerase II-specific; RNA polymerase II cis-regulatory region sequence-specific DNA binding. The record is from RefSeq and is a predicted model, not a curated record. NCBI's taxonomy places the organism in Eukaryota, Metazoa, Chordata, Amphibia, Anura, Bombinatoridae. Gene Ontology annotation, biological process: cell differentiation; regulation of transcription by RNA polymerase II. The transcript has 4 exons.